AUGUCCAACCCUAUCGAACGAGAAGCCGAGGAUCUCUACGAGAGAGACAACGAUCCGUCACCAGUUACCGGGACGGUAACAGACAAUGACUACGUAGGGGAGACAAACCCAGACUACAAGGAUACAGUUCCUGUCCAAGAAGAUGAACAGCCUGUCGAGGACCCUGUGCAGCCACCAUAUUCCAAUUCGAAUGAGCAACUCGAGCAAGACGAAAAGGAAGCGAUAGACCAGUCCAACGUUUUACGUGGUGAACGACUUCGCCAUGCUAAGCCACGCACUUCGAAUCGGUAUAACGAGGGACCAGACGAGACCGACCUCCCAGCAAUGGAGUAG
Penicillium subrubescens is the source of this 333-nucleotide messenger RNA. RefSeq lists its product as uncharacterized. Lineage: Eukaryota; Fungi; Ascomycota; Eurotiomycetes; Eurotiales; Aspergillaceae. The record is from RefSeq and is a predicted model, not a curated record. Bases 1 to 333 code for a protein of 110 amino acids. The transcript has 2 exons.